Messenger RNA from Didymodactylos carnosus, 237 nucleotides. NCBI's taxonomy places the organism in Eukaryota, Metazoa, Rotifera, Eurotatoria, Philodinida, Philodinidae. The record is from the annotation of a GenBank genome assembly.
AUGGCUUUAACAAAUAACCUGAUAUUAAAACGUGAUAGUAAUAAUAAGAAAGUUAACAAUGACCAUAAUCCAGAUGACGAUGAUGGUGAACUCAGUUUAGAUGAUUUUCAAGCAUUAAGAGAGCAUGCAUUGAAACUUGGAGAACCCAUAAAUGAAUAUAUAUUGACAAAAGUCAAUGAAUUUCAAGAAGAAUCAGCUUAUCGGAGAAAAACAAAAUUAAAAUUACGUGAUAGAUAG